AUGCUACACUGCUCCCUCCUCCUCCUCCUGCUCGAUGGGCAGGGUGCUGAAGCCUGUGAUGCCGGUGAAUGCUGUUUUCAGGACCUGCCCUAUCCAGACGUAGAGCCAGCCUCAGACUCUGGCCCCAGGAAUCUGAACUGUUACCGGAUACUCAGCGCCAGUUACGAAUGCACCUGGCACUACGAGGGGUCCAGGGCAGAGGUCAGCCACUUCCUGAGGUGCUGCCUCAGGCCAGGGCGUUGCUGCUACUUCAAGGCUGGCUCGGCCACCACGCUGCAGUUCUCCGACCAGGAUGGCAUACCUGUGCUCCGCGAUGUCACCUUCUGGGUGGAAUCCCGGGUUGCCAACCGCACAGAGAAGUCGCCUGCGGUUAACUUGACGCUGCACAGCUGGGUUAAAUAUGAUGCUCCUGCAAACAUGAACGUGUCCAAGUCGGCAAACCAGCUGCUUGUCAGGUGGAAACCCCCAGCCCAUCAGGAUAACGCUGAGGUGCAAUUCAGGCAUCGGAUAGCUGGUGGCCCAUGGAGUUGGGGUAACUGUGGAAGGCAGGAUGAUGCUGGCUUCCGUGAGAGUAAUGAAGAGUCGUGCCUCUGUCCCUGGAGGAAAGAUGUGGCUCAGGAAUUUCAACUCCGUAGGCGCUGGCAAGGGCCAAGGGGUCCCUGGAGCAACUGGAGCCCUGUGUGCAUCCCCCUUGAAUCCCCUGCUCAACUCAAUUUGAACAUCUCACUGGAGACACUUGGCCAGAAUGGGAGGAGACAGCUGACCUUGAAAGGGCAGCUGCCUCAGCUUUUGUUUCCAGAAGGCUGUAAUAGGCCAGAGCCUACGCGGAAGACUUACCAUGUCCACCUACACAUGUUGUCCUGCCCGUGCAAGACCAAGGCCACAAACACGAAGCCCCUCCGCCUGGGGAAAGCAUUCAACCUCUCGGGUGCUGCCUACAACCUGACUGUUGUCUCCUGGGAAGGCUUUGGCCCCAACCUGACGUGGCAUAUUCCUGCUGAAACCCAAACAGAAACAGGGGUCCUGAACGUCAGCAUUGGUGUCAACGGGACCACCGUGCAUUGGCCAGCACCAGCCCAGGGCAAGACAUACUGCGCUGUGUGGCAGUCCCAGGGCCAGAAGGAGAGCGUUGCCUCCUGCCUGUUGAGCGAGCCCCAGGAGGGGGACCCUCAUGGAAGGGCAGCCCACAGCUGGAGCCAAAUGUUUGGGGCCAUGGAGCAGGAGGUAUGUUACCGCGUCAUGAUUUUCGCCUCUGCAAACCCAGAGAAGCUCACCUCCUGGUCUACCGUCUUGUCUACCUACUACUUUGGGGGCAAUGCCUCGCGGGCUGGGAGCCCGCAACACGUGUCGGUGAAGAAUUUCAGCUCCAGUUCUGUGUGCGUGGAAUGGACGCCGUCCCUGCUGGGCAUCUGCCCUGGUGUCCUUAAGGGGUACGUCGUGCGCUGCACAGAUGAGGACAGCAACCAGGUGACCGAGUGGCCUGUGGCUCCUGCAGAGACCCAUGUCACCCUCCAUGGCCUGCGGGCUGGUGUAAACUACACCGUGCAGGUGCGAGCGGAUACAGCUUGGCUACGAGGCACCUGGAGCCAGCCCCAGCACUUCAGCAUUGAAGCCCAGAUUUCCAUGUUGUCCAUCUUCCUGGCAUCUCUGGGAAGCUUCCUGAGCAUCUUUCUCCUGGGCAUCCUUGGCUACCUUGGUCUGAACAGGGUAGUAGGGUGCCUGUGUCCACCCCUGCCCACGCCCUGCACCAGCACUGCAGUCAAAUUCCCUAGAAGCCAGUGGAAAGAGAACUGGCUAUGGGUCAGCCCCACGGACUUCCUGGAGGAGGUGUCCCCACAAGAAGCCUUGGUGGUAAACAUGUCCGGGGAUGAAGUCAAGGGGGACACACCCAAGCCUCUCAAGGAGGAGAAGAAGCUGCCUCAGAGGGCGCCAGGGCCCAUCUUGGACAUGGAACUGCCCUUGGCAAACAGGAGGCAGGUGCCAGGACACCCUGAGGCUGGGGCGCUGGGCCCUGGUAGGCAGGACAACCUGGAGGGCAGCCCGGCCCAGACAGCUGCACUCCCACUGCUCCUGGGAGACCAAGCACACGGGCCCAGCUUUGGCGGCCCUGGGAACAAGGACCUGGAAGGCCGAGGGAGAAAAAGGAGGGACCCCCCCACCCAUGGACAGGAAGACUGAUAACCGAAAUCACAGGGGGUGGUUAUUAAGUGCAUGUGCAUAGCCAGCCUGUCUCAUCCAGCCCAUAGUGUGAUGCUCUGAACCCCCUAACUGCCUCCAGAGGAAGGUGGCUGUCCUGUCUCACAACGUGCUCAUUGAGGACCAAAGCUGGCAAGCUGCUGGCCUGAAGCCACACUACAGAGCCCUGGAAGGAGUCAGACCAGGCCAAGUGACCCGAACCUUCCCCAUCCCCCGGACCCAACCCGGCGCCUCUACUGCCCCCAUCCCCACUCCACCCAUCCCCUCCAGCACCUGUUUCAACAUCAUGUGGCUGGAACCCUGGGAACAGCCCAGAAACAGAAGCUGCCACACCCAGCCUGGGCCUGAUACCCAUGGGGCAAGGACAGGCAUGUCAUUGGCCCGCUGGGCUUGGGGCAGACUGGAGGGGGCCCAAAGGGGACUCAUCCUGAUCCCAGGGCGCUGAGCUGGGCACCCUGACCUAGGAGCAUGGCUCCGGGAGUCUGUGCGCACUGCAUUGUGGGGGCUCCUCGGUGGGAGGAUCUAGAUGUGGAGAAAGAAAGGGGGUCUAAGCAUUUUCAGGGAGGGGAUUCUCUACUCCAUCAGUUUGCUCUAUUGUGAAAGGGGGUUGAUGAUACUGCUGACCUCACAGAGCUGUUAGGGGAUCUUAAAGCUUAAUAAAUGAGCUUCCUUAUUUAUUAAGGGAGCCUUAAUAUCCUGACAUAUUCUGACUGGAGCCCAUGUGUCCUGCUCAAAAUCCCCAAACUGGAGUCUGAAAAUACAUGUGUUCAUUCAUUCCAUGUGCAUGUAUUAAUCUCUCCCUCUGGGAGGUCCCAGAAAUGCCCAGUCUUUGGGAGACCAAUCUUGGAUGACCACUCAAAACUCUAUAAAGGGCCCUCCCUGG
Condylura cristata (star-nosed mole) is the source of this 3079-nucleotide messenger RNA. RefSeq names its product interleukin 12 receptor, beta 1 (gene IL12RB1). The record is from RefSeq and is a predicted model, not a curated record. Gene Ontology annotation, molecular function: protein binding. The transcript has 16 exons. Lineage: Eukaryota; Metazoa; Chordata; Mammalia; Eulipotyphla; Talpidae. Bases 1 to 2178 code for a protein of 725 amino acids.